ACAAGCCGAUGCCAUUGACUAUUAUGCUUCGGCACAACCCGUUACCACCACCAUCAACAAUGAAACACACACCGUUUACCCGUGUCUUUUCCCCGGAUGUUCGAAAACCUUCAUGCGGCUAUACAAUCUGAAGAGUCAUUCCAGAACACAUACCGACGAUCGUCCGUUCAAGUGCAGUGUCUGUGGCCAAGCAUUCAGCCGAAACCAUGAUCUAAAGCGACACUGUAAGAUUCACGGUGGCGACAAACCACAUCACUGCCCGACGUGUGGUAAACAGUUUUCGAGAUUGGAUGCGCUCAAACGACAUAAAGCCAAUGCAAGAAACCGUUGUGCUUAGAAUGGGACCACCGUCCAGGCGUAUAGUCAUAUCGUUCUGUGUAUCUCUAUCUAUUCUCUCUAUUCCCUCCCCAUGACGCCCUGCUUGUCAUUACAAGUAUAGGUCGUUCGCUACGGAUCUGUACAUUGUUUUUCAUUUUCUUGUAUUUGGUUGACCAAUGCAUUAAUGUUUUUUUUUUUUUUUUUUUCUUUUUUCAUACGAUACGC
Molecule: messenger RNA, 543 nt
Organism: Umbelopsis ramanniana AG
Lineage: Eukaryota; Fungi; Mucoromycota; Umbelopsidomycetes; Umbelopsidales; Umbelopsidaceae
Exons: 2
Coding region: 113-337 (74 amino acids)
Biological process (GO): regulation of transcription by RNA polymerase II
Cellular component (GO): nucleus
Molecular function (GO): DNA-binding transcription factor activity, RNA polymerase II-specific; RNA polymerase II cis-regulatory region sequence-specific DNA binding
Source: RefSeq, a predicted model, not a curated record